This is a messenger RNA of Penicillium paradoxum, 1395 nucleotides long. RefSeq lists its product as uncharacterized. The record is from RefSeq and is a predicted model, not a curated record. The transcript has a single exon. Lineage: Eukaryota; Fungi; Ascomycota; Eurotiomycetes; Eurotiales; Aspergillaceae. The coding region runs from base 1 to 1395 and encodes 464 amino acids.
AUGUCCCUCCAAGCCAUUCCCGAACAUCAUCCAGAUCCCCCAUCCGGUCCUGGUGUUUUCACACUAGAGCAGAUACGAUGCCUUGAAGAGGCUGCAAUCCUCCUUCCCGAGCCUCAGCUGAAUGCAUCCACAAACGCCAGUGGUAAAAGAAAAGUUUCCGCUGCAUUCAGUGCACCAAGAUCUGUGUCAAGCUCAUCCACCUCGUCGUCUUCUGCGUCUGUUGCCACCCAUGGUUUCCAGCCCAAUGUCAUCCGAACCUUCGACAUCCCAAUGGCAGAAGAAAGUGUCGAGGUGCUUGAGUAUAUUGGGUUCGUACCGGAUGUUGCCAGACUGAUCUAUGACCGAUAUUGCGGCCGCCCAAGUCCAAGCCAAAAUCCUGAUGACCUAAUGGCAUAUGUCACUGCACAUCUCGCCUCUCUUAGCCGACGACAAUACGAUAACAUGAGCCAUCAGGAGGCGCUCGCUGAUGUUGGUCUUACUCGCCAAAUUCAAGGAGCAAUCACGGACCCGAGAUUCUCACACAUCUUCGGUACCCAGACCCUCACUUACUGGGCACAAGAGACUGUUGAAACCAACUAUGCCGCUCUUCUUCGUCAACAGCAACUGCUACAAAGUUAUGCAAACAAGCGCAUAGCUCAUAAAAAGAAACAUAAGCGGCCCAGGCAUAAGCCGAGCCGAGAAGACCAAGACCCAUCUAAGCAGCAACCCGUGACCGCAACGAUCAAUAUGACACCCCAAGAUUUCCAGUUCCCAGACACAUAUGUGAUGGUUCAGCCUAAUGCUAAUAUCCUCGCCGAUCACAUUUCUUUAUAUAAGGGCAAGGCAUAUGAUGAAUUACGGCUAGCGGGUGAUAUCAUUAAGAGUGAUGGAACAGUUAACCUAAGACCACUUAGUAUAUACCCCGGCGGAGACUUCAAUUUCGAUUUUAAUGCGCAAUCCUGGACCCCCGAAAUUGAAACGGCUGAAGAGUACCGCAAAUUUGCAGAAAGGAGAAGCCCUACAGUCGAUACCUGCAUUAUUCACAUUCAGGUUCCGCGACCAUUCAUCAACAGCCUCCGAAUGGAGAAUCUAUGGUAUUCUCCCAACUGGAAAGAGUACAUCUGGACCUGCAGGAGACAGGCUACCCCUCACCCGAAAUUCGACCACCUCUGGCGACCUGGGCAAGCUGAUAUUGUCAGGGGCCCCAUCUGUUCUACCCUCAGCACACAGCUAGUCCGCAUCCGCAGAGAAAACAUCCAAAGUCAUAUCACUGAGGACAACGUGAUGCGAUUGCAGUCUGGGAGAAAGGCCACUCAGUGGGUAUUCGUUCAACGCGAUGUGAUUGAUCGGUUAGCAGAACACAUUCGAGGGAAGAUGCAUUUCAUCAUUUUCGAAGCCGCAGUUCGUUUCUCAUGA